AGUGAAAUUCCAGAUUUACCCCCGAAUAGAAGUCUCCAUUUCCCCAAAGCCCGAGAAUCCAAACUAUAAUAAAACACAGACACAUAUAUAUGUAUAGUUUCUCGAAGAAAUUCGACCUCACACAAUUGAAUAAUAGCAUUGGUUACUGCUGCUUUAGCAGCCAAAUCUUCGUGCACACGCUUCGUCUCAGAAAUUCCGUUCUUCGGUUUCAGUUCUGACUCCCGAGAAUUUCGUCGGGGAAUCUUUUGAUGUGCAGAUUGGGGGAGGGAGAAGGGUUUAGAGAAGGAAAAGGGAAAAAAAAGGAGAAAGGAGGGUUUGUGAAAGCGUCGUUGUGCGCUGUCGUUUGAUCCGUCGGCAAUUUCGCUUCUAAUAAUUUUGGGAAUUUGAAGCGGGGUAAGAUGUGGACUGGUGUGGACGGGAUGUGGGCUUCUCACCUCAGAUUUCUGCGCUACAAUUUGACAGCGAAAGGAAUUUACGUUGUCCCGACGUCGAAAUCGGAAUGAGAAUUGGGCGACAGAAAGGGAGGAUAGGAGGAAGGGCAUUGUUCUAACUUGGGGAAGAUAAUGCAGUGUCUCUGCUCCGGGGAGCAGUCGCGUGCGAAUGAAAUGGUACCAUCUUCUGAAUCUCUUGCGACAAAGGAUUAUUCGGCGAGUGUUCAUUCAUCUCGGCAGGGAGAACCCGAGAGGAAGCCCGACACAGGGAACAUUGAAGAAGCUGAAACGUCGCUGCGAGAGAGUGGUUGCUUAAAUUACGAGGAAGCGAGAGCGUUGCUGGGAAGGUAUGAAUAUCAGAAAGGAAAUAUAGAAGCUGCCUUACAUGUGUUUGAAGGAAUUGAUGUUAAUUCCGUGACUCCAAAGAUCAAAGUCACUUUGUCGAAAAUAGGGGAAAAUCGUAGGAGACAGUCGCAAAACUAUUCGGAUCCGCCAAUGUCGAUUCAUGCAGUUAGUUUACUGUUUGAAGCGAUCUUUCUGAAAUCAAAAUCAUUACAAGCACUUAGGAAAUAUAAAGAAGCUGCUCAAUCGUGCUCUGUUAUUCUGGAACUCGUUGAAUCUUCAUUACCAGCAGGGUUGCCGGAAAAUUUCAGCACUGACCGUAAAUUACAGGAGACUCUGAAUAAGUCUGUCGAGCUGCUUCCCGAAUUAUGGAAGCUUGCCGAUUCUCCUCGUGAAGCUAUCUUGGCAUAUCGACGGGCUCUUCUCCAUCAUUGGAACCUUGAUUCAGAAACCACAGCUAAGAUCCAAAAGGAAUUUGCUGUUUUUCUUCUGUACAGUGGAGCUGAAGCUAUUCCGCCAAACUUAAGAUCCCAAAUGGACAGUUCAUUUGUGCCCAAAAACAAUAUGGAAGAAGCCAUUCUUCUGCUUAUUAUACUUUUGAGAAAAAUGACCCUCACGAGAAUCGAGUGGGAUCCUUCGGUUUUAGACCACCUGUCAUAUGCAUUAUCCAUAUGCGGGGGGCUCAGGGCUUUAGCCGAUCAAGUCGAAGAGCUUCUUCCAGGAGUUAUAAAUUGGAAAGAAAGAUAUCUAAUAUUAGGACUAUGCUAUCACGAAGAAGGCGAUGAUGGCAUGGUAGCAUUUGAUCUAUGGAAACAACUGUUGAAAACUGACGAAGGUUUGACAUAUCUUCCUGCUUUAUUAUUUGUUUCAAAGAUAUGCGGGGAAAGAUUGUUAUAUGCAGAAGACGGCAUCAAUUUUGCUCGUAGAGCAGUUGAAAUCUCCCAUGGCGGAUGUGAUCAUCUGAUGGGCGUUGCGCAGUGCAUGUUAGGUGUCUCACUUUCAGCCCAUUGCAGAUCUGCUGUGACUGAUCGUGAAAGGGGCGAAAGACAGAAAGAAGCUUUGAAGUCUUUGGAGGUUGCUGGGAGGAUGACGAAAACGAAGGACCCUUCGAUUGUCUACCAUUUAUGUUUAGAAAAUGCAGAGCAACGGAAGCUGCCUGCAGCGCUUAAUCUUGCAAAAGUGUUGCUUAGAUUGGAAGGAGGAUCUAAUCUCAAAGGAUGGAUCUUGUUGGCUCGGAUAUUAUCUGCUGAAAAAUGUUAUGGCGAUGCCGAAACUAUAAUUAAUGCAGCUCUUGAUCAGACGGGAUUAUGGGAUCAGGGAGAGUUAUUGAGAACUAAAGCGAGGCUCCAAAUUGCACAAGGUUUAGUAAAUGAGGCCAUUGAGACUUACUCUCAUCUGCUUGCUGCCCUUCAGGUUCAGCGUAAAAGUUUUGGUUCGUUCCAGAAGGUUAAGGACUAUAGCAUGAAUAUCAAGAAUUUAGAGCUGGAAACGUGGCAUGAUCUCGCUUCCAUCUACAUAAAAUUGUCUCGGUGGCAUGAUGCUGAGAUCUGUCUCUUGAAAUCUCAAGCCACUCAAGUGUUUUCGGCUAUUAGAUGGCAUGCUACAGGUUCACUACACGAAGCCAAGGGCCAGCACAAAGAAGCACUAAAUGCUUACGAUCAUGCUCUGGCAAUCGACCCAAUGCACGCCCCCAGUCUUAUCUCCAAAGCUGUGGCUCUCAGACAGAUGGGCUGCCGGUCUCCGGCCAUUAUCCGAAGCUUUCUGACAGAAGCCCUCCGGCUAGACAGCAUGAAUGCAACUGCAUGGUAUAAUCUAGGCCUGCUCUACAAGGACAGUGGCAGCUCAUCGGCUGUCGAAGCUGCCGAGUGUUUCCAAGCUGCUCUGCUCCUCAAAGAGACCGAACCCAUCGAGCCCUUCAGAUGACUUCCUCUUUGGUAGUAUGCCAAAAUAAUUUUCCAACUGUCCAGAGAAGACAAUAAAGUUGGAAGAAAUUUUUUUGGUCUUUUUGUAUUGUUGGGAUCUUUUGUGAGUAAUUGGUUGGUGUAAAUCAGAGUCACAUGGGAUCAUUGGUGGAUACGAUAUUUUCCUAUAUUGGGUUUCGACUUCUUACUU
This is a messenger RNA of Andrographis paniculata, 2885 nucleotides long. RefSeq names its product protein NPGR2. Gene Ontology annotation, molecular function: protein binding. The record is from RefSeq and is a predicted model, not a curated record. The transcript has 6 exons. Lineage: Eukaryota; Viridiplantae; Streptophyta; Magnoliopsida; Lamiales; Acanthaceae. Bases 564 to 2696 code for a protein of 710 amino acids.